AUGAUACCCGGAGGAGCAGUAAAUAACACUCCCCGCUCUUGUGUACCUGGUUUCAGGCGGUGCUUGUUUUAUUCCUUCUAUUCAUUGGGACUUGCCGCGUUUCAUCCAUCAUUUAAACGAAAUACCGACUCAAUAGAAAGGGGCUGUUAUUGUCUAAUCUGUGGAUCCGCUGGCGGUGGCCUCAGAAUGCGACUCGCCUUCUAA
Penicillium hordei is the source of this 204-nucleotide messenger RNA. RefSeq lists its product as uncharacterized. Bases 1 to 204 code for a protein of 67 amino acids. The transcript is spliced from 2 exons. Lineage: Eukaryota; Fungi; Ascomycota; Eurotiomycetes; Eurotiales; Aspergillaceae. The record is from RefSeq and is a predicted model, not a curated record.